Molecule: messenger RNA, 1550 nt
Organism: Kockovaella imperatae
Lineage: Eukaryota; Fungi; Basidiomycota; Tremellomycetes; Tremellales; Cuniculitremaceae
Product: ferritin-like domain-domain-containing protein
Exons: 3
Coding region: 249-1202 (317 amino acids)
Source: RefSeq, a predicted model, not a curated record
AGAAUGUAUGGGACGACCCAACCGCUUCUCAAUCUAGUUAGGAGGCACCCUCGAAUCUCAGUCGUACCACGAUCAAUCCGGAAACACUCCGAUCCCCAAGUAGACAGACCAGAUUGAGAUGUAGAUUCCCAAAUGCGAAUAUAAAGAGAAGGACCAGUACCUUCUUCCGGUCAUCCAACCAAGAGUUCUCUCUCACCCAUCUCAAUACUCCAUAGCACUUCCCGCCACUCAACCAAUUCAACGCAAAAAUGUUCAAGGCUCUUUUCGCCCUUGCCAGCGUCCUCGGCGCCAUGGCUUCCCCUACCGGAUACAGCGAGUACAAGAAGCUCCCUGUUGAGCGAGCCAUGUCCUCCAACAUGUCUGCUCCUACCGGAACCGACAUUCUCCAGUACGCUUUGACCCUUGAGCACCUCGAGGCUACUUUCUACGCCGAAGCUUUGGCCAAGUACUCUGCCGAUGACUUCUGCAACGCCGGAUACCCCGACUGGGUCCGAGCCCGAUUCAUGCAGAUCGCGGGACACGAGAUGGACCACGUCAACUUGCUCUCUAGCGUCCUCGGAAGCUCCGCCAAUGCUGCCUGCAACUACACCUUCCCUUACACCGAUGUCACCUCGUUCAUCAACCUCGCCACUGUCAUUGAGAGCGUAGGAGUCAGCGCCUACGCCGGCGCCGCUCAAUACAUCGUCGGAGCUCCUGCCUACCUCACCGCCGCGGCCUCCAUCCUCUCCACUGAGUCUCGACACCAAGCUUGGGAGCAAUCCGCUGCCUUGACUGGAGCUCCUUGGUCUGGACCUUUCGACACUCCCGUCGGACUCGACAUGAUCUACACCAUUGCUGCUCAAUUCAUCACUGGAUGCCCCAGCUCGAACAUGGCCCUUCCCGUCAUGGCCUUCCCCUCUUUGACCCUUUCCAAGGCCAACGGAGAGAACCCAUGUGCCGGAUACAACGCCACUUUCACCUACACCGGCUCUAUGAACAGUACUGAGCCAUGCUACGCCGUCUUCUACAGCGGUCUCGGAAUGACCUCUGUUGAGAUCAUGGACGGAUCUGCCACCGUCCCCUCCACCCUCCAGGGAUACGUCUACGUUGUCGUUUCUUCCGAAUCCAACACUACCAUGGUCGGAACCGACAACAUCGUUGCCGGCCCAGCUCUGAUCGACCUCGGCCUCUCGGCGUACGUUAACAACACCGACAAUGCCUGAGCUUAGAGGUGCGAAAAGGAUAGGAUCCAGACGAUAUAUAAUAGUAGUGACUAGCAGCUGUAUCACGUUCGACAUGCACACCGAUGCAUUUUCUAGCAUUCUGACCUUGUCAUCUGUACAUUUAGCCGUCGUAGGCGACGAACUCUAUCUCGACGUCUGUCCCACCAGCGGGCAGCUGAGCAACACCAACGCAAGUUCGAGCAGGUUUGGGGUCAGGCAUCAUUUUUUCGUAAACCUUGAGAGGCGCAUCAGCCAGUACUCAAACGGUUCCAUGCUCACCUCGUUCAUCGACUCGAAGUCUUCAGAGAGCUUAGAGAGGUAAAUGUUGGCCUUGACCACGUUCUUGAG